Messenger RNA from Bufo gargarizans (Asiatic toad), 2670 nucleotides. RefSeq names its product gastrula zinc finger protein XlCGF17.1-like. The record is from RefSeq and is a predicted model, not a curated record. The transcript has 2 exons. Gene Ontology annotation, biological process: regulation of transcription by RNA polymerase II. Gene Ontology annotation, molecular function: DNA-binding transcription factor activity, RNA polymerase II-specific; RNA polymerase II cis-regulatory region sequence-specific DNA binding. The coding region runs from base 91 to 1116 and encodes 341 amino acids. Lineage: Eukaryota; Metazoa; Chordata; Amphibia; Anura; Bufonidae.
GGCGAUCCACCAUGUCAGAGUGAGGUGGAGGAGGACAUUCCAGGAGAUGUCACCACAGAAAAUCCCAGUAAGAAUUCUGAGAGAAACUUUAUGUUAUCACUAAAGGAUGAAGAUAUCACGCAGCGUUCAGAAGAAAACAUCAUUACCCUUAAUGUACACCCAGGACUUCACAGAACAGAUAUAUCCUAUAAUCUUCCUAAUCAUGAGGAACCUUCUCCUGACCAAUCACAGAUUGUUACCACAACUAUAGGUCAGAAAGGAGGUGAAAGUGUUCACCGUGGUAAAGAGUUCACAAAAAGCUCAGGCCUUUCUACAGACAGAGAAAUUCACACAGGAGAGAAGCCACAUUCCUGCUCAGAAUGUGGGAAAUUUUUCACACAUAAAUCAAAUUUUUUUACACAUCAGAGAAUUCACUCAGGAAAAAAACCAUAUUCAUGUUCAGAAUGUGGGAAGUGUUUUACACUGAAACCAUAUCUUGUUAAACAUGAGAGAAUUCACACAGGAGAGAAGCCAUAUUCCUGCUCAGAAUGUGGGAAAUGUUUUACUCAUAAAUCGAAUUUUUUUACACAUCAGAGAAUUCACACAGGAGAGAAACCAUAUUCGUGUUCAGAAUGUGGGAAAUGUUUUGCACGGAGAUCAUAUCUCGUUACACAUGAGAGAAUUCACACAGGAGUGAAGCCGUAUUCAUGUUCAAAAUGUGGUAAAUGUUUUAAAGAUAAAUCAUGCCUUGUUACACAUGAGAGAACUCACACAGGAGAGAAGCCAUAUUCAUGUUCAGAAUGUGGGAAAUUUUUUACACAAAAAUCAUCUCUUGUUAUACAUGAGAGAAUUCACACAGGAGAGAAACCAUAUUCAUGUUCAGAAUGUGGUAAAUGUUUUAAAGAUAAAUCAAACCUUGUUACACAUGAGAGAACUCACACAGGAGAGAAGCCAUAUUCAUGUUCACAAUGUGGAAAAUGUUUUACAGAUAAUUCAAAUCUUCUUAUACAUAGGAAAAGUCACACAGGAGAGAAACCAUAUUUAUGUUCAGAAUGUGGGAAAGGUUUUACACAAAAAUCAUAUCUUGUUAUACAUAAGAGAAUUCACACAGAAGAGAAACCAUUUCCACAUAUAUAACGUAUGUUAUUCAUGGACCUUAAACAGCCAAUAAGAAGAUAUAUUUUUGGGGUGGAAUUAUGUUUGAUCUCCUACACAACCAAAUUAUAUUUCUAUGAGAUCAACUGGAGGAAAAGUAUUGUGUAAGGAAAAGAAGAAGAUCCUUGUUUACUUGCAGAGCAGUGAAAAUGAAAUGUCCCCAUGGACCUUGCUUCUUAUUACUGUAUUCACACCUCCAUCCACACUUCGGGAGAAUCCAGAGUGACAUGGGGAGAAGUAACGACACUCCAUGUAAUAGUUUUAUAAUGUAUGUAGACAUAUUAAUAUUUUAUCUUUAUCCAAACAGUAUUUACUGAUAAAAUAAAAUCUUCUAUUUGCUCCACGACAGCGUCACCAUUGUCACUGACAGACAUUGUCUUCUUGGCUUAUAUUAUACUUGCUUCUAGUGCUGUGACCUUCAUUGCUCCUACAGACUAACUCUUCUGUGCAGAGAUAACAAUUUGCCUGUGAGUGACAGCAUGAUAUUAAGGGUCAGGCCUGGCCCUCAAUCAUCCAUUUUUGUUUAUUGUAUCUCUAUAGUUUGAAUUACAUUUUUUUAGGACUUGUUCAAUUUAAAUAAAUUUAGGCCUAAAUCUAUUUCCCUUCAUUUCUAUUUCCACAGGGUGUUCAUUUUUUUUAAAGGGGGUUAUUAAGUAUAUUUGUGAUUACUACACCAAUACACAGGGUAGGGCACAAAAUUAUCUGAGACUGAUAAUUAAUUUAGACCUAAAUCUGUUUCUGUUUAUUUCUGUCUCCACACAUUUCCAAUCAAAUUUAUUUUUGGGGGUUGUUGAAAUUAUAAAUAAAACAGCAUAUAUGUGAUUACUAUACUAAUACACAGGGUAGCUCACAAUAUUAUCUGAGAGGCCCAAAAUUGUCAGGUCUACGGAGGGAUUCCAAACGAAAGACCCAGAGUAGGAGCAGCAUCAACUAUCCGGCCAGAAGUAGUAGACCGCAGUUGUCCCUGCUUCCUUUAGAAAGGAGCAACAUUAUCGUGGGUCAGUAAGACAGCUCGUGCACGCACCUCAAUAUAGGAUUGGCGCCUAAAUACUAGAGACUGAGAUCAAACCUGCCAAUAGUUAGUGUUGCUGAGUGGCAGGCUACCAAUAAUUGCUACUUGUUUAUCACAAGGACUUGUCAGUUAAAGUUUUGGUUCGCUCCGGAGAUCAGAGAGGACUUCACCAUAAUCUCCAGUUACCCCAGCGUGUUUAUCGGGAGUGAUAGAUAUAUAAGGCACGUGUCACAUUUCAGUUUGGGGAAAGGGAGGGGGAUAUUACUGGAUAGUCUGGUAAGAUUGUAAGCUGCGGGCUAACCUGUAUCUCUCACACACACACGAUUGUUCCUGUUCUUCAGGGUAAUACUAGGCAUGGCGAGGCAGAGUUAGCUCUGCUCGCAGUAGGUAAAUUGCGCAAGUGUUUUCCAGCUAACAUCGGACGGCGCUGUGCUGUGCGACACAGGGGUCUCAGCCUCUGGGCUGAGUGUAUGUUAUCUGAUUUUAUGUUCACUGCAUUUGGGAGUGUGUUUGAUAUCCCGUUA